AUGGGCGAGGCUGUUAACUUGACAGAGGAAGAACGAUGCCAUGUUAUCAAACAAUAUGUUGACUCAGUGAAAAAGUAUCAUACGAAUCUCAAGGUAAUUGCAGGAUCUUUAGUCCAAAGUGCAAGAGCAACCAUUGCUUUUACUAAACAAGCUUCGGCAUUUGGUCCCAAUUUUGCCUUGGCCUUGUCUCCUUCUUACUAUCGCUCUAUGAUUGAUGAUGUUGUGCUUGUUGAGUUAUCCAAGCAUCAAAACAUAAUCGGCAUCAAAGAUACAGAUGGAGAUGUUGGUAAAAUGACUACUUUAAUUCACAGAAUCAACCCCAAAGACGUCUCAACAAAAUUCUUUCUGCCUAAAUUGUUUAUUGGCGCUGUUAGUUUGAUAGCUAAAUCAGGAAAUGUUUUCCUUGACCUUUGUGUUGAGAUCCAGAGGUUAUACGAAGAAGGAAAGAUUGAUAAAGCUGUUCAACUGCAGUGCAAGCUAGCUGAAGCUGAUGAUGCUCUGUGUAGAUGGUAG
This is a messenger RNA of Gilbertella persicaria, 513 nucleotides long. RefSeq lists its product as uncharacterized. Bases 1 to 513 code for a protein of 170 amino acids. The record is from RefSeq and is a predicted model, not a curated record. The transcript has 3 exons. Gene Ontology annotation, molecular function: 4-hydroxy-tetrahydrodipicolinate synthase activity. Lineage: Eukaryota; Fungi; Mucoromycota; Mucoromycetes; Mucorales; Choanephoraceae.